AUGUCUCUCGAAGUGGCGAAGUUCGCCGCCAACCACACGUACUCGGACGCGCCGAAGCCCACGAGCCAAUCAGCGGCGGCCUCUGAGGGGCACGGCCACUUCGGGAGAGCCAAUGAGAACGCUCCGAUCCUCAUCCUAGAGGACGCGUACGUGGAGGCCAACUGUUCGGAUUUCGGCGACGUGGCUUCGGCCAACAAUAAUAGCAGCAGUGCGUGUGGGAAUUUCACCUCCACGAGCAACGUGACGAAUAAUACGGCAGUGGGUGGCGACUCCUUCUAUUUCUAUGAGGACCUUUUCUCCCUUCUUCCUGCCCCUACCCUCUCCCGUCCAUAUACCCUCCCUCCCCCUCUUCCAGAGAGAGACAAGUCCAAAUGGACAUCUUUCAGAGAGACAAGUCCUAAAAGAGACUUCUGUUCUUCCAGUGGGACAAGUCCAACAAGAUUUUCCCCAGCUCCAAGUCCAAACGAUACUGAUGCAGAUUCUCUGGCCAACUCUAGACAAACUAUACCGGACGACCCAAGUCCACAAAGUCCAGCAGCAGGACUUCCGACGACUGACCAAGUCCGGAUAGAGUCUUCCCGGACUUGGAGUGAAGUCCUUCUUUAUGGAGGCUUGAUGCGGGGUCGCGAGUCUGGCAAAAUGGACGUAAUUGGAGACGAAGGAAGUUCAAAUAAAGUUGCCUCCUCCUCCUCCUCCUCCUCCUCCUCCUCCUCCUCCUCCUCCUCCUCCUCCUCCUCCUCUCCCUCUGGACGAGGAGGCCAUCCUAUAAAGAUCAGACAAUCCCUCGGAUCUGAUAGGAAAGCGAAUGGCAGCAGCCGCCGUCGUAGACGACUACGGCGACUGGCAAUCGCCAUGCAUCAUUUUCGAGGCUGA
Molecule: messenger RNA, 873 nt
Organism: Macrobrachium nipponense
Lineage: Eukaryota; Metazoa; Arthropoda; Malacostraca; Decapoda; Palaemonidae
Exons: 4
Coding region: 1-873 (290 amino acids)
Source: RefSeq, a predicted model, not a curated record